Chrysochloris asiatica (Cape golden mole) is the source of this 1290-nucleotide messenger RNA. RefSeq names its product alkylglycerol monooxygenase (gene AGMO). Bases 1 to 1290 code for a protein of 429 amino acids. Gene Ontology annotation, biological process: lipid biosynthetic process. NCBI's taxonomy places the organism in Eukaryota, Metazoa, Chordata, Mammalia, Afrosoricida, Chrysochloridae. The record is from RefSeq and is a predicted model, not a curated record. Gene Ontology annotation, cellular component: endoplasmic reticulum. The transcript is spliced from 13 exons. Gene Ontology annotation, molecular function: oxidoreductase activity; iron ion binding.
AUGAAGAACUCCGGAGUCCAGCAGGAUGUUUCUAUUUCCCAGGGAGUCCGCGCGAUGUUUUACUUGAUGAAGCCCAAUGAAACAUCCUUUCAAACCUUAGAAGAGGUGCCCAAUUAUGUAGAAAAGGCAACUCCAUUGUUCAUUUCUUUGAUGAUACUUGAAUUGAUUAUCAGCUGGCUUCACAAGGGAAAAUUACCAGGUCGUCUGGAUGAUGUCUUAGCAUCUCUAUCUGCUGGUGUUCUAUCUCAGCUUCCAAGUCUGCUUUUUAGGAGCAUUGAACUGACGAGUUACGUUUAUAUCUGGGAGAACUAUAGACUCUUUAAUUUGCCUUGGGAUUCUCCAUGGACUUGGUAUUUGACCUUCUUAGGAGUUGACUUUGGCUACUACUGGUUCCAUCGCAUGGCCCAUGAAGUUAAUAUAAUGUGGGCUGGACACCAAACACACCAUAGCUCUGAAGACUAUAACUUAUCCACAGCAUUGCGACAGUCUGCCUUCCAAGUAUACACUUCCUGGAUUUUCUACUCUCCCCUGGCCCUCUUCAUUCCUCCUUCGGUAUAUGCUGUUCAUCUUCAGUUCAAUCUCCUUUACCAGUUUUGGAUCCACACAGAGGUAAUCAAUAGUCUUGGUCCUUUGGAACUGAUUCUUAAUACUCCAAGCCAUCAUAGAGUUCAUCAUGGAAGAAACCGUUAUUGCAUAGACAAAAAUUAUGCUGGUACUCUGAUUAUCUGGGACAGAAUUUUUGGGACAUUUGAGGCAGAAAAUGAAAAAGUUAUAUAUGGCCUAACCCAUCCCAUUAAUACAUUUGAACCCUUCAAGGUGCAGUUCCACCAUUUAUUAUACAUAUGGAAUACAUUCUGGGCCACACCUGGAUUCUUCAAUAAGUUUUCUGUCAUAUUUAAAGGACCAGGAUGGAGUCCAGGUAAACCGAGACUUGGACUGAGUGAAGAAAUCCCAGAAGUCACUGGAAAAGAAGUUGCAUUCUCAUCUCCAGCAUCUCAGCUGCUAAAGAUAUAUGCUGUUGUUCAAUUUGCUUUGAUGCUAGCAUUUUAUGAAGAUACUUUUGCAAAUAAAGCUGUGUUACCACAAGUCAGUCUCAUUCUGAGGAUUUCCUUCAUUAUCUUGACGUUGACUUCCAUUGGAUUCCUUAUGGAUCAAAGACCUAAAGCGGCUAUUUUGGAAACUGUCCGUUGCUUAGUUUUCCUGAUACUGCAUGGAUCUGGUCACAUGAAGCCUUUCAUUCCUUCCUUGUCAUUGGUUUUUGAGACAACUGUCAAAGGGUUAUCAUUGUGA